CAGCUAUGUUCCCUUUGUACAGUUGCAUCAUUCGUCUGCGACUCUGCCAUGCAGUCAUCAAGAUCUACACUCUACUUGCUCUUUCCAUGCUGUUUUCUCCUAUUGCCCUAGUAGGACUUGGUAUGGCUUGGGGUAACACCGCAGUCUUAGCAUCCGGAAUACGUGCGUAUAUUCCACCUGGCAUUCACGAGGGAGGGUCCUAUGUCGCCGCCGCGCCGGAACACGUUCUCGUCGUCGCGCCGAAGCACCGUCCAUAUCGCUGCUGCCUUCAACUCAUGCUUUACAUCUCAGUCAAUGCUUGUCAUAUCACUCGAUCAAGUUGAUCACACGGCACGUGAAUGUCGUUGGAACUGUCAACCGAGGCGGAGCGAGACCUCACGAGAGACUGGCCCGCGUUGGCCCAAACUCUAAGCGCGUUUGAAUCGUGGAGAAAGCUGUGGAGAAAAGCUUGGUUCGUGACGUAUCUCAAAGGUUAUUGCUCAUUUUCAUGACAGAGCCACCAACAUUCGCGACAAUCCUUUGCCGUAUGGGAGUUGGGCAGCUUGUUGGAGAUGCGGUCAGAUUGGUGCCGAGAGACCUUGUGACACUACAGCCUUGCUUCCGGCCCGCACCUCUUCUCUUGCCCC
Aureobasidium pullulans EXF-150 is the source of this 626-nucleotide messenger RNA. RefSeq lists its product as uncharacterized. Bases 6 to 323 code for a protein of 105 amino acids. The record is from RefSeq and is a predicted model, not a curated record. Lineage: Eukaryota; Fungi; Ascomycota; Dothideomycetes; Dothideales; Saccotheciaceae. The transcript has a single exon.